Molecule: messenger RNA, 4712 nt
Organism: Polyodon spathula (Mississippi paddlefish)
Lineage: Eukaryota; Metazoa; Chordata; Actinopteri; Acipenseriformes; Polyodontidae
Product: rhodopsin kinase grk7a-like
Biological process (GO): signal transduction; regulation of signal transduction; protein phosphorylation
Cellular component (GO): cytoplasm
Molecular function (GO): rhodopsin kinase activity; ATP binding
Source: RefSeq, a predicted model, not a curated record
CUUGCAAAGUUUCCAUCUGGAAUAAACAUCUAGUAUAAAAACCCACAAUGGCUGGUUUAUUUUUAAUUCCUGUUUGGUAUUAAUUACAAGUAUCUACUUUACAUUAGUCUUGACAUUUUAUUUUUGUGAUUCACAGUAGUGUCUAUCAGCAAGGGACUACUGUAAAGCAAAUAGUGAUUGGUAAAAUAUUCAAGAUUGGCUAAGCUGUGAAGGUUGCUUCUGAAGUCCCAUUAAAUUAAAUUCAACAAAAGACACAUGACACAAACAAACUUGUUAUAAAACUGUCAGUGCUGUUUUUUCACUCCGUGGUCUCACCUGGACUUGGGGUGACAGCAUGAAAGAGGAUAAAGAAUGUGUCUGUUUCAUUAAUUGGUGGUUAACGUGAAAGCGCCUUACGCUGUAUAUAGUAUGUCUCAUCAACUUGACCGAAUCUGAGCAUUUAAUAAGAAAACUGGAUUUGUAAUGUGGACGUGUGUGUGUGUGUGUAAAUAUAUAUAGUAAAGCUGGUACUACCUAUUUUUUUAAGACUAUUUUGCCCUGUGCUACAAAUAGACAGCCUUCAACUAGCAUGAAGUCUUAAAUUAUAAAACUAGAAAUGGCUGAGUUUGUCGCUAUUAUCUGUGAAAAUACAGUAUCAGCUAUGUUCUUAAAAAGCCAUCAAAAAGGGCUGCCCAUGUACAGUAUCAAACCGCAUGCAGUGCUAUGUAUACUUAGUCAUUUAAAUGCAGUCAUCAGACCCCACCCCAAGUUUCUUCAAUCUUUAUGGGUUUGAACCCAUAAAAGGUUUUGUUAAAUCAUUCUUAUUUUUCUACACUCAUCCAGCAGUCUGUGAAACAGUGCAGUUUAUUACACUAAACCAAGAUCCAUGUGAGGCAUUGAGAGCAAGCAAUUGCAGAGCCAAUUAGAAUUCAAGCAAUCGGAUAAAUAGUAGCUGCUUUCCCUCCGAAUGCAGAGCAAAGCUACUGGAAGGAAGGAGGGGCUGCAGUUGGCCUUAUUGAUUUUUGUAAUCAACGAGCCUAUACAUAAAUUAGGCAGUAGCAGGUUUAUCCCUCAUGGCCUAAGAAUGACCAGCUAAUGGUGUUUGCUGAAUUUACUUUAAUACUCUGACUGGCUAUUACCUCAUCAGACAAGGCAUACAAUAUUAUAUAGCGUGGACCGCCCAGCAUAACAUCUUUAUUUUUAGCUCAGUCGGUCUCUAGUGUCUGCAAUGUUGCCAUGACAUUUUUUAUACCCGGGCAAGACAGUAAGCCAUGUUCAUUAUGCAUAGGUGGGCAGCUCCCUUCCUCAAUAAUAAUACAGAACACAAUUCUACUCCAACAAACUGGCUGCUACAACUGGUCCCAUCGCAAGACAGUGAUUCUUUAUUAUGUCAAAUGCAAUAGAAAUGCAGGAAUGUGGCACUUUUAUAAGUUUGGCAGUUCCAGGAUGAAGCAGCUUGUCUAUCAUGUAUCUGCAGUGCUUUAUUUUAAAAGGAGAUUGCUUACUGUGAUCAAUUUAAUCUGCAUAAUCUAAUACUGUAUCCCUGUCGCUGGCUGAGUUGCGUGCUGAGGUUUGUUCUUUUAGAUCCAAGUUUACCUAUUUGUUUCUGCUUUGUAGUUAUCCAAAGAAUACUGGAAACUAUGUCUCUUCAUAUCUUUACUUCCCAUUUCAGCUCCUGUGAGAGGUUUGUAAUUGUCAUCUCCAGAAUUUAUUCAGAUGUGAUGUAGUGUACUGUACAGUGGUUCAUUUUGGUUUUCAACAAAACCUAGUCGAUAUGUUAUUAUAGAUCCAGUCAUCAAACCUAUUUUGUAUUCUGUAAGUUGGUUUUUCUACAUGGUUGAUUCAAUGGUUAAGGACAUUGCUGUUUGUAAUCUUGUUCGUUUCUGGGUAUCCAAAAAAAAACUAAAUGUUCUGAUGUGUAACGUUGGCCAACGUUUUGUCAUAUUCUGUUGUAAAAAAAAAAAAGAAAUACCUCAAGAAGAAAAGAAAAAUGUGCAUUGUUAAGAUAACUCACGUAAUAAUGUACUGUGCAUAACUCUCAUACAUCCUUAAACAGAAACUGAUUUGAAUUUAUUUUGACACACCCUAAAAUAUUCCAUGUUUCUGCAAUCUGUGUACCUGCAAUAGGACCAACAUUAUUUCAACACUACAGGGUUUUAAGUGUUAAUCAUCGUGAUUAUGUAUUAUCCAAAACUGGCCAAGAUGAUUUAGUUAUAUUAGAUUCAUAUUAUUAGGCCUAUAUUGAUUUACACCGUCCAUAGUAGCCUUAUAUAUUUAUAGUAAGCUCACAUUAUUGGUAUUUGACCCCUGUGUGCUAAAAGGUCAGGUAUUACUGUUGCGGUAGUUUUAAUGUUAGCGAUGUAUUUUGUAUUAUUUCUUUACAUAAUAGUGACCUGCACUUGGUCUUACAGCCAGCAACUAAACAUAGAAAGUUGAAAGCUCCUUAGCAGAGAAACCUCUUAGAAGUUACUUUCCGUGAGUAGAAAACCUAAAGAUACUUAGCGAAAAUCCUUCUGAGGUAUUUAAUUCUAAAUGAGUAAUUACUUGAGUGCCAGUGUCUCUUGCUGCCACAACAGGCUUCAGAUCCACUCAGCGCUCCUCAGAGAGUUGGAAGGAUAUACAAUACAGUCAACUUCAGUGGCUAGAGAGGAUAUACAAAAGCAGCAAAGAUGUGUGACAUGGGCGGCCUGGAAAAUUUGAUAGCCAACACGGCUUACCUGCAAGCCAGGAAAAGCGUGGAUGGUGAUGCCAAAGAAAUGCUAAAGAGGCGCAGGAGCCUGUCCCUUCCCAGCCCUGAUAAGUGUGUGGAAAUGAGACAGAAGAUCUGCGUUGAGUUUGAAAGUGUCUGUGAGCAGCAGCCCAUAGGGAAAAGGUUUUUCAGACAGUUCACAGAGACAGUCCCUGAGUAUCAGACUGCUAUCACCUUCCUGGAUGAACUGAAUAACUGGGAGCUGGCAGAGAAUACUGACAGAGACAACCUGCGCCAGAACAUUGCCACCAGCUUCCUCAAACUGGGCUCCAAGAACUUAAUCUCUUACAUGAGCCCAGAGGCAGCUGAAAAGUGCAAAAAUGUGACUGAAAAGGUCUUUGAGGAGGUCAUGACGCUGGCCAAAGAGGAGACCAGGAAGUUUCUUAUGGGAAAACCCUUCCAGGAAUUCCAAAGCAGUCUCUUCUUCGACAAGUUCGUGCAGUGGAAAGUUUUCGAACGGCCAAUUACUGAGAAAUAUUUUUACGAGUUCAGGAUUCUCGGGAAAGGAGGAUUUGGAGAGGUCUGCGCUAUCCAAGUAAAGAUUUCUGGACAGAUGUACGCUUGCAAGAAACUGGAUAAGAAGAGAUUAAAAAAGAAAAAAGGAGAGAAGAUGGCCCUGCUGGAAAAAGAGAUCUUGGAGAAAGUCAACAGCCCCUUCAUUGUCAAACUGGCUUACGCUUUCGAAUCCAAAACCCAUCUCUGUUUGGUGAUGAGUCUCAUGAAUGGAGGUGAUCUGAAAUACCACAUUUACAACAUCGGGGAAAGAGGUAUAGAAAUGAACCGUGCCAUCUAUUACACAGCCCAAAUAACAUGUGGCAUCCUGCACCUGCAUUCAAUUAAUAUAGUCUACAGAGAUAUGAAGCCAGAAAAUGUACUUUUGGAUGACAAUGGGCAAUGUAGGUUAUCUGAUUUGGGUUUGGCAGUUGAAAUUAAAGAAGGAAAACCAAUCAACCAAAUGGCUGGUACAAGUGGUUACAUGGCUCCAGAAAUCCUGAAUGAAGAGAACUAUACCCACUCCGUGGACUGGUUUGCCUUGGGCUGCAGUAUCUAUGAGAUGAUCGCCGGCCGGACUCCUUUCAAGGAUUUCAAAGAGAAAGUCAAUAAGGACGAAGUGAAGAGAAGAUGCCUUGAGGAGGAGGUGAAGUUUGAGCAUGCCAACUUCGAUGAACCCACCAAAGAUAUCUGCAAGCAGUUCCUGGUCAAGAAGGUGGAGGAUCGGUUAGGAUGCAGAGGAGCAAAUGAUGACCCGAGGAAGCAUCCAUGGUUUAAAUCCAUCCAAUUUCAUCGUUUGGAAGCUGGUCUUCUAGACCCACCCUUUGUGCCAGACCCCUCUGUUGUCUAUGCAAAGGAGAUCGGGGACAUUCAGGAUUUUUCUGAAAUACGAGGCAUCGAGUUCGAUGACAAAGACAAGAACUUCUUCAAGAGGUUUGGCACAGGAGCCAUCCCUAUCCCCUGGCAGGAGGAGAUGAUUGAAUCAGGACUGUUUGAUGAACUGAAUGACCCCAACAGGAAAGAGUCCAAGGCGAUGAGUAGAGAAAACAAAUUAGGCUUCUGCUUGCUUCUUUAAAAGACAGAGCCUCAGUAAAGAAGGACUGACCGCCACCAAUUUGUUUAUGCCUGUUAGGAGUUGUUUCUUCUAAAUUUGUGAUGAAGACCCUGUUCAGAAAAUGAGUGUGACAGCCUGGUCGUGUUUUUUUGUCUGAACCCCCCCCAAAAAAUGAGCAAUGUGCUUUACAACAGGACUUGUACAGUACCUGGCAGGCAUCACCAGUGGAAGUUUACAAGCAAGGCACUGCUGUAUUGAAUUGUGUAGUGCAUACCUCAAGCCAGCAGAUGACACCAGAAACUUUGGCUUCCCUAAGCUAUAUGCCCACGCAAACAAUGCCUUUUUAACCCCUUACCCAUCUAGUCGAGUAAGCAGCUUCCGAAAGCAUCACAAUGAUGAUAUGUAUUGACUGCUGGAAAGCAAAUGUGUUUGGUUACA